This is a messenger RNA of Symbiodinium sp. CCMP2456, 684 nucleotides long. The record is from the annotation of a GenBank genome assembly. NCBI's taxonomy places the organism in Eukaryota, Dinophyceae, Suessiales, Symbiodiniaceae.
GAAGUGAAUGCCACGAGCCCCCUCUGGGAUGGGGAGAUCCAUGCCUCCUGCGACACCGCGGUGGGCGCAGGGCCCUGGCGGCUAAAGGUGGACCUGGCCGCAGCGGCUAAUGCCAGCGCGGCGUACCAAAGGCCUCAACGGAUACUGCUGGUCUUCACACCUGGCUGGCCACAAGCGCUGCCGCAGAUCCGGUUCUUGAGCAAGCUGCAGAGCUUCUACACCAAGGAGGUGGGGGAGGAAAAGAUGGACUACCAUGUGCGCGAACCUACCGGCAAGCUUCUGGCACGACUCCACGAAAGCUUGGGCGAGGCGGUGUCGUGCAUGUGGCGCCAAACGGGCAGCUGCAGUGCCAAAGGCGUGCGCGAGCCUGAGAGAGAUCGCCUCUGCUCCGAAAAGCUCCCCUCCACGGUCUCGGGCUUUUGUGACUGCGACGGCGAUGAUGUGCAGGGUGUGGGGGAGCCGGGGUUCGACUGCGCGCAAUCUCCCGGCAGCUGUGAGAGCGUCUGCCCGAAGAGCGCGAGAAGUCCCGGCGCAACUUCGAUCUUCGAUCUCAACGGGCUGCUGCUCCUGGACAAGGCAUCAGUCGUCCUUAAGGGUUCUGCAUGGGUUGCACAAGGGGCUUCUAUAAGGGAUGUAUUCGGGUUUACUAUAAAGGAUGGCCUCAUUAUGACCAGCAGGGUUUAG